AUGAGUGAAAUUCAACAAUUUUCUAAAUUAGUAAUUGAUGCUCGCAGUGGUCUUGAGAAAACUCCCGAAAUCGACCAAGCACUCCAGAAUAAUGUACAACGAACGAUGAAAAAUGAUAUUAAUGAAUUAAUUCGGAAGAUUAGUGACUUAGAAAGAAAAGGGCAUUUGAUCACAGAUUUGUGGCAGCAAAGAUUUGAAUAUAAGAAUGCAGCUAAAUAUAACAUCGACAAAAGUGAUAAUAUAACAACGAUUGAACGUAAGCUUGUAGAUAAUGAUCGACGUAAGCUGAUUCUCUGUUCUAAUGAUAAUCUAAAUGAAAAUAAUCCUUCAAAACUUAAGGACUUACGUCGAAUAUUACGUGAAAAACAGAGACGUAAUUUGACAUUACGCCUUAUCUAUGCUGAUUUUUCUUAUUCUUCGUUUCGACUGCAGGACAUGAUAAUAUUACCAUGCAAUGAAAUUGACUAUAGUGAAAAUCAUUCGAAGGAGCAAGUAUCCUUUCAAAUUAGUGGUCCUCCCACUCCUCGAUCUUUACCAGUACCAUCUCAAUCAGCGUUAGUACCAAUUGAUAAAACUAUUAAUAUUCUUCUUCUUGGUGAAACUGAUGUUGGUAAAUCAACCUUUAUCAAUGCUUUUGCUAAUUAUCUUACAUUCGAUUCAUUUAAACAAGCCGAAUCAAGUGAACCUAUCGUAAUCAUUCCUGUCUCAUUCAUGAUGACAGUUGGUGAUAAUUUUGAAGAACGAAUAGUCAAAUUUGGUGAACUCGAUCGUUUUAACAAUGAAAAUUUUAACACUCUAGGACAAUCGAUAACACAACAUUGUAAAUCUUAUACAUUUAAUCUUAAGCGUAGUGAAGAUGGUAAUCGAAGAAAGAUGCGCAUUAUUGAUACACCUGGUUUUGGUGAUACACGAGGUACUGAUCAAGAUGAUCAAAAUAUGCAACAUAUUUUACAAUACAUCAAUAAUGUUACACAUUUGAAUGCUAUCUGUUUUCUUCUCAAACCAAAUGCAUCACGAUUACAUAUAUUUUUUCGUACAUGUCUUAUUCAAUUAUUUUCUCUUAUUGGUUCAACAGCUCGAAAUAAUAUUAUCUUUUGUUUUACUAAUGCACGAUCAACUUUUUAUACACCGGAAAAAACAGCUCCAUUACUCAAAACUAUGCUUGCAUCAGCUUCGAUAGAUAAUAUUUCUUUCAAGAAAGAGAAUACAUACUGUUUUGAUAGUGAAGCAUUUCGAUAUUUAGUUGCUUUACAAAAUGGAAUUCCGUUUACCGAUGAAGAAAAGAGAGAAUAUCAAAUGAGUUGGUCAAUAUCAGUAAAAGAAUCCAAUCGUUUGAUGGAUUAUAUUAAUAAAGAACUCACUGAACAUCGUAUAGAGAAUGAAUGGCAAACAAUUAAACAUGCUCAAUUAGAAAUUUCUUAUAUGAUUCGACCUAUAUUAGAAACAAUGAGAAACACUCUUCGCAAUAUUAUUUUAUUGAAGAAUAAAUCGAAUCAAUUCAUUAAACAAAAUGCAAAACCUCUUCACUCAAGAGCUACUCGGUGUCUUUCGUGUAAAGGUGAUCUUGAACAAGUUACUGAAUUUUGGAUUUUUUUCUACUCGUACACAUGCAAUUGA
Messenger RNA from Rotaria sp. Silwood2, 1617 nucleotides. The record is from the annotation of a GenBank genome assembly. Lineage: Eukaryota; Metazoa; Rotifera; Eurotatoria; Philodinida; Philodinidae.